This is a messenger RNA of Engraulis encrasicolus (European anchovy), 3594 nucleotides long. It is a transcript of the gene gramd4b, whose product is annotated as GRAM domain containing 4b. Lineage: Eukaryota; Metazoa; Chordata; Actinopteri; Clupeiformes; Engraulidae. The record is from RefSeq and is a predicted model, not a curated record. Bases 558 to 2339 code for a protein of 593 amino acids. The transcript is spliced from 20 exons. Gene Ontology annotation, biological process: apoptotic process; negative regulation of toll-like receptor 9 signaling pathway.
GGCGGUUGUGCCAUAGUUGUACAUGUGUUUAGGUUGUUUAUAUGAAGUGAAAACGCAGAGGUGUUCCUUUCAUGAACAAGGCAAACCACUCUCCUACACAAAAUUAAAUGUAGGCACAUAGACUAUAUAUGUUGGGGAAAGUGUACUGAGGAACAUAAUGCCAGUUUGUGAAUACUCUCCAUGUGCGUGGUGGGCCUUCUGAGGGUUAACGUUACUUCCUCAGUAUGGGUGUUUGUCAGUGAGAGUGUGUCGUAGGGUUGAUGCGAAGCCAACACCUACUGUUGCGCGCUUUGUUAUCGUGCCGUCCCAUGCGAUGUUGGCAGCUGUUUGAGUUCUGCGAGAGAUUUAGGAAAGCAGUUUCAUGCAAACAUAUUUGAACACGAGAAAUGCAGUUACAGCUUUCCUGCCUUCUUGUCUUUGCGACUGACUGUCCGAAGAUACAAUGAGGGUUCAAAUGCCACGGCACAUCAUCGGCGUAUGGCCAGUGCGCUCUCAUAAGGCAGAAAAGGGUUUUCGUGCGCCAUGUUAAGAUAAGGACGAGAGGGUCAUUGUUGAAAAUGCUCAAGCGUCUGGACAAGAUCCGGUUCCGAGGGCAGAAGCGCGAUGAGUUCCUGGACCUGGCCGAGUCCCCCAACGCCUCGGACAGCGAGUGCAACGACGACCUGCCGCCCAUGCUGAUGAAGCCUCGGCACUCCAUCAAGGAAACCGACGACCUACGGGACCCUGCUUGCCAGGGUGUUCUCAGCAUGGCGGCAGCCAUCCAGGACUACCAGAGGACCGACUCGGACAGACUCAACGAGGUCAAGGGUCAUCUGGAGAUCGCCUUACUCGAGAAGCACUUCCUGCAGGAGGAGUUGCGGAAGCUGCGGGAAGAGACUAACAUCGAGACGAUCAAACUGGACCUGGAGAAGGAGCGCUCCAAAAGACUAGACCUGGAACAGAAGCUCAAUGAAGUGCUCAAGUCACGAGUGGAAGACUCGCCACCACAGCAGCCUCGAGCGCAGCCUCCAGUAGUGAACGGAACAGCAGCCGAGAAGCAAAGGGAAACGCGGUACUCUCGGCUGCUGAAGUGGCUUUAUGACCGUUUCGGAGUGUACAUCGAGGACUUCCGCUUCCAGCCUGAGGAGAACACGGAGGAGACGGAAGAACCAUUAAGUGCUAAACGGCUGACUGAGAACAUGCGGCGACUCAAGCGAGGUGCCAAGCCUGUGACUAACUUCAUGAGGAACCUCUCUGCCUUAUCCAGCUGGUACUCUGUCUACACAUCAGCGAUCGCCUUUAUUAUCUACAUGUAUGCUGCGUGGCAUGGCUGGGCCAUCCCAAUGUUUCUCUUCUUAGCUAUCCUGAGGUUGUCUCUGAACUACCUCAUUUCCAGGGGCUGGCGGAUACAGUGGAGCAUUGUGCCUGAAGUUUCAGAGCCUGUGGAACCACCAAAGGAAGACUUGAAUAUUUCAGAGAAGUUUCAGCUUGUUCUGGAUGUGGCCCAGAAAGCACAGAACCUUUUUGGGAAAAUGUCUGAUGUCUUGGAGAAGAUUAAGAAUCUCUUCAUGUGGGUGCAGCCAGAGAUUACUCAGAAGCUGUACGUGGGGCUGUGGGUGGCCUUCAUAACCUCCUGCCUGCUGCCCUACAAGCUCGUCGGCUUCAUCAUCGGUCUUUAUGCCGGCAUCAAGUUCUUCAUCAUCGACUUCAUCUUCAAGAGCUGUCCAAAGCUGCGGGACAAGUACGACACCCCGCACAUCGUCUGGACCCACCUGCCCACCGACCCUCAGCUGAAGGACCGCAGCAAUCUCAACCUCUCCAGGAGGCUCUCUGGGUUUCAGCAGGUGCAGCCUAUGGUGGCCAGAGGAGCCAUGGCAGCUAACGCGGCCUACAGCCUCAGCAGGGAGGAGGACGGAGGCCGCAUCUACAGCACCAAGAGGGGCCCCUUCCACGAGGUCUUCAACCUGGCCGAAACAGAGCGCCCCCUAGCAGUCUGUGAGAACGGGUGGCGGUGCUGUUUGAUCAACAGAGAUCGGAAGAUGCCGACUGACUACAUCCGCAAUGGAGUUCUGUACGUCACUGAAAAUUACCUCUGCUUCGAGAGCUCCAGCUCCAGAUCCAGCUCGUCCAAGAAGAAUAAAGUCUUCAAGCUGCUCGACAUCACAGAUAUCCAAAAGUACAAAGUGCUAUCAGUGUUGCCGGGAUCUGGGAUGGGAAUCUCCAUCGCCACUCCUUACACGCAGAAGCCUCUGGUAUUUGGUGCCAUGAUCCAUCGGGACGAGGCCUUUGAGGCUAUCUUCACCCAGUACAUGAAGAUUGUCACCACCCCAGGUGCCACCAUCCCUGAGCCCUACCCAUAGAGGCCACUCCUGCCUAAGGCCCGACUCACACCCUGCUGUGGCCUCUCUCCUAAACACUCCUGCUCCUACACUUAUGGAUCCACCCAGAUCUGCAGUCCACAACAGAGUACCCUUUUUCCCCCAACCUGAGGGCAGCAAGCAAGGCGUGGGCCUGGCCUUCAUCUGCAAGUGUGUGUGUAUGCGCGCGUGUGUGCGUGCGUGUGUCUGUGAGAGGGUGAAUGUAUGCGUCUCUCUCUCCUCCACUGGAUAGAGCACACACUGGGAAGACCGCCUGGAUUUCUUAAGUCUCCUCCAUUGCUGCGUGGAGAAUGGGUCCUUUUUUAAAAGAAAAAAAGACAAAACUUUCGUAUUUCAUCUAAGUGUACUGGGCUUUUAUUUUGGUAGAAGGAGAGGCCGGGAUGCAGGGUGUCUACGUGAUUUUUAAAAAUCAGGCAGUUAGUCUGUGUCUUAACAAUGCAAUGCCAUAACAGAAUAAGGGGGCUGGUUCCUCUUACGCUGUCUGUUGCCUCUACAUGUCUGUCUCUGUCUAUCUCGCUGCACUGAUGUUAUCUCAUGUAGGUUGUACUGUCUGCUGCAAUCUCUUGCCCCUGUGCCCUGUCCUAAUCUUAUGAGUGGAUGGUAGAAACCACCGCUAGCCUUGGCCUGGAUAAUGCACAUACAUAGCCUACACACACACACACGGCACUUUCUUUGUGGUUUGUGUUUCACAAGACAUGAGUAGGCGAGGUAUAAAUAUCUCUCUCCUUAUUACGCACAGCAUAUAGCUCUGUCUUGAGCCGAAGAACUGAAUGUAAAACGGCACACGUGUUUUAGAUUUAAAACCUCAAAACAUCUCCAGGAGAAAAGUGACAUGUAGUGACUACAUGCUGAUCCUAGGUCAGACACCGUUCUUCAUUUCUGGUCUCUGCACGCCAUUGAUACAAUUAUCCCUGUUCUCUGAACAGACGAAUGUCAUCCACUGCACCUGUAGAGCAUAGCACACUGACAGUGAUCUGUUAUUGAACCGCACUGUUUCAAAACUGCCAAAUCUGAAUUCCAGGCAUUACACAAGACACAGUCAUUUAUUUUACAGAAAAGCACAAGGUGUCUUGGAAUAUUAUCUGGCAUUUUGCAUAACCUGACUUGCUUAUGCCCCAAUAGGUUCCAGGGGAUAUCAGCUUAACACUGAGUGCGUUUAUACGAGUUCAGUAUCCCGAAUAUGAGUCUUAUCCCGAUUAUGAUCAACUUUGGGAUAGGGUGUUUAUAUGGAUACUGA